AUGAUUGCUGCCGCUCGAUCGGUGAUUGCAAGGCGUCUAGUAGAUGCAGAGAAAGUUUGCAUCAUGGGAAGUUCAGCUGGAGGGUAUCUCGUUCUGUCCGCUUUGUUACAUUCUGAUGUAUUCAAAGCUGCCGUAUCUAUCUAUGGUGUGGGCGAUCUUGUUGGACUCGCUAAGGACACCCACAAAUUCGAGCGUGGCUAUAACGAGGUGCUUAUAGGAAAGUAUCCAGAGGACGAACAACUUUACAAGGACCGCAGUCCCAUCAAUCAUAUUGAUCGAUUACGAACACCUAUCGCGUUCUUACAUGGAAAAGAGGAUACGGUAGUUCCUGUAAGUCAAAGCGUCGAGAUGUAUGAUAAACUACGACAGAAAGGUGUCACCACGGCAUUGAUGCUAUUUGAUGGUAAUAAUCAUAAACGAUGUGAUUUCCUUUGCGGCUGUUACCUAGAUGAGGGGCACGGUUUUCGCGGUGCAGAUGCAGUACGACGGAGCACGGAGGCAUCGUACGUUUUCCUAUGCAAAGUGCUUGGCAUACAACCGUCAAUCUCAUCAGAU
Messenger RNA from Strongylus vulgaris, 555 nucleotides. The record is from the annotation of a GenBank genome assembly. NCBI's taxonomy places the organism in Eukaryota, Metazoa, Nematoda, Chromadorea, Rhabditida, Strongylidae.